AUGUUUGACGACAGCGGACCCCCGUCCCCCUCAAACAACCCCCUAGCUCUCGCCCCCGUCGAUCACGAAUGGCAGCCCAUCCUCCAUGUCUCUAACCAAACCGUAGCUCGCAACGCUCGAUGUCCCUAUUGUCACCGUGCUUUUUCUCCCACGCAUUCGCGAGGUUUCCACCCCCACGACCAAGACCUGGACGCGGAAUACGAGGGGGAUGACAUAGAGAGGGCAAGUAACCGGGCAGCCAACUACUUCCAGCUCCUCGAGAUUGCGAACGAAUCCUCGAGACCACCUAGUCCCACGCAAGAUUCCUCGCGUAGAUCGUCGCCACAGCCGAAUGCAUUCCGUGCAGAGAACAUGGCCGAGGGAUACUUUAAGGCCUUCUUCCAGGAGGUGUGUAGGCUCGGCAUGGGCGCAAACGGCAGCGUCUACUUGUGUCAGCAUGUCCUGGAUGAGAACCCUCUGGGGUUGUUUGCCGUCAAGAAGGUUGCUGUUGGACAGUCACAUUCUUACCUCUUGAACACACUCAAAGAGGUCCGACUUCUUGAGAAACUUCACCAUCCAAACAUCGUCACGUAUCAUCACGCUUGGCUCGAGUCGUCACAGUUCUCGUCCUUUGGACCACGGAUUCCAACCUUGCACAUCCUUAUGCAGUGGGCUGAGGGCGGAAGUCUCGACGACCUCAUCGACACGCGCCUUGGACGCCGUGCCCCGAACCUUCCUCACAUUAGGACCACCGCUGAUGGAUCCACUGAACAAUAUACCAGUCCCCAGCCGACUUCUCCGAUAGAGCAAGAAGCCAGCCAACCAUACUCACGGAAUGCCCGUAUACGGGCCUUCAGAGCAUUACAGCGAGCCCCUCCUGAAGAACGGGAACGAUUACGUCACGAAAUGGGUCUCAAUGAUAGCGGGCAAGCCAAGUCGACGGUAAACCUGAAGCCGGUGCAUCUGCUCAGCGCAGAAGAGAUACAUGAACUAUUUAAGGAUGUUGUGGGAGGACUCGCGUUCUUACAUGAACGAUCUAUUCUGCACUUAGACCUUAAACCAGGAAACGUUCUGUUGACUUGGGACGAGGGAAAGCUUGUGCCACGAGCGAUGUUGUCCGACUUCGGCACUCACAAGACAUGCAAUACCGGAACCUUGGAGUAUUCUGCACCUGAGUCUCUGCCCGAGCCCUCGACAGGGCGGCUUCUCCAGGUGGACUCGAAGGCAGACAUGUGGUCUCUCGGCAUGAUCUUGCACAAGUUGCUAUUCUUCCGUCUUCCCUUCCGGCACACCUCCGACAAUGAUGAUCCUAGUCGGCCAAAGGACGGCCAAGAGUAUUCGGAUGAGCUCGAGGCUGAGAUCCUCGCAUACAAGGGGUUCAAGUCUUCCGCUUCGCAUAUGAACACAUUCGAGCCCAGACGAAUACCCAAAGCUUACCUCCUGUUGCUGGAGACUCUUCUGAACGUCAAACCUUCCGGACGACCUACUUCAGACCGCGUGCUCAGCGUUAUCCAAGAGGGUGGGCUUCGCCCGACGAGCCGUCCUCCGCGUAGAAAUGGGCAGGCCCCUCCGGGUACACUUGCGCUAGCACGUCCAAGCGCGGCUCUCAACCCAAACCGCCUUCGAGUCAGCCCCGACCGGACCCGUCGGUCGCGCUCGCCGUCGCGCGUCCCUUCCGCCGACAGUCGCUUUGAAGCCAGCUCCGCCAAUGUCGAAGAAAUCCAAGAACACGACGGCGAUUCGGAAGCUCCGACGGACGAGAAGGACAGGCUCCUGCCCAUCCCGAAGGGCUACGCAUGGACUCUGCCUUGCAUCGGCAGCCUGCGCAUUCCCCCCGCACUCGCCGCUCAGGCGCAAGCCAUCCACCGCUGGCAGCGGCGUGCACGAAUACCUGCGCUCGGAUGGCGCACGCUGAAGUCCUCUAUUCUUGUUGCCAAGGUCGUUUCCCUCACAGGGCCGCACCUGCAUCCUAGCACGAGCGUCCAUCCCAUUCUAGCGGGAGCAGCGCUAAUGCUUGCGGUGGUGGAUACGUGGUUCGAGAGUAUGGAGGCAACACUGGCGUUUGGUGCAGCGCAUUUGGCGGUGCUUGCCCUUGGACAAUUCACGUCGUGA
This is a messenger RNA of Epithele typhae, 2091 nucleotides long. Its product is annotated as kinase-like protein. Gene Ontology annotation, molecular function: protein kinase activity; ATP binding. The record is from RefSeq and is a predicted model, not a curated record. Bases 1 to 2091 code for a protein of 696 amino acids. NCBI's taxonomy places the organism in Eukaryota, Fungi, Basidiomycota, Agaricomycetes, Polyporales, Epitheliaceae. Gene Ontology annotation, biological process: protein phosphorylation. The transcript is spliced from 11 exons.